AUGCAUCGCUCAACCUCAACCUCAUCUGGUGAAAAGCUGGUCUUUUGCCAUUUCAUGGUUGGAAUCGUGAGCAAUCGCAAGAGCUCCGCAGACUAUGAUGAUGACAUGAUCCGCGCAAAAGAUGCUGGCAUCGAUGCUUUUGCUUUAAACAUUGGAACCGACUCCUACUCUGAUAACCAGCUGGAAUAUGCCUAUACUUCCGCUGCUAAAAAUGGAAUGAAAGUGUUUCUGUCUUUCGACUUCAACUGGUGGUCCACCAGCGAGGGAAGUGCCGUCGGUACCAAGAUCAAGAAGUAUGCCAGUGAGUCCGCUCAGCUCAUGGUUGAUGGCAAAGUUUUUGUUUCUUCUUUUUCGGGCGAUGGUGUCGAUGUCGAUGCCAUGGUCUCCUCGGCUGGCCAAGAACUCUUCUUCGCCCCGAACUUCCAUCCUGGAGAGGGCAAUUUUGAUAACGUUGAUGCCGCUUUCAAUUGGAUGGGGUGGCCGAGCAACGGCAAUAACAAGGCCCCUUCAGCAGGCAAAGAUAUUUCCGUGAUCGCUGGUGACACUUCCUACGCUAGUGCUCUAAGCGGCAAGCCUUAUAUCGCACCGGUCUCGGCAUGGUUCUCUACCCACUUUGGCGAUGAGGUCUCUUACAGCAAGAACUGGGUGUUCCCAUCGGACUUGCUCUGGUAUAACCGUUGGCGAGAGGUUCUCACUCUGCAGCCUCGAUUUGUAGAGAUUAUUACCUGGAACGAUUAUGGAGAGUCGCACUAUAUUGGUCCACUGUCAUCGCCUCAUACUGAUGAUGGCGCGUCUAAAUGGGUUAUGGAUAUGCCACACGGAGGUUGGUUGGAAAUGGCCAAGCCAUUCAUAUCCGCCUACAAGGCCGGCAGUCUAGAUGCAGGCCAAUACAUUACCGAAGAGAAGCUGGUCUAUUGGUACCGUCCCUCGCCCCGAAACACCGACUGCGACGCAACCGACACGACAAUGGGAGCUGCAGACAACUCCAGCGGUAACUACUUCCAGGGAAGGCCGGACGGAUGGGAGACGAUGAACGAUGAGAUCUUUGUUGUCUCGCUGCUCAAGGAACCCGCACAACUCUUGGUGAAAUCAGGCAGUCAUGAGAAGACUUUCUUGGCACCGGCUGGUAUUGCUGCUUUCUCAGUGCCCAUGGGUGUCGGUAAACAAAGUUUCUCGGUCACCAGAUCUGGCGAGACUGUGUUGUCGGGAACUAGCAUGAGAGAUAUUGUUACUUCUUGCCAGGCCGGUAUCUACAACUUCAACGCCUAUGUUGGAGUGCUGCCUGCCCCAGAGACUAUUGACGAGCUUCUGCCUGAGGGAUAUGCUUCGCUAACAGUUGGGUUGAAAACGAAGUGUCCCAUUAACACUCUGAGUGCGGUCUCCGGCGUGCCAACUGCCGUUGCGGUACCAACUACUGUCAGUGCUACUGCCAGUGCUAUUCCCAAUACCAUUUCCAGUGCUAGUGCCAGUGCCAGUACCAGUACCGAUACCGGUGCUAGUAUCGAUGUCGGCGCCAGCGUUGGUUUCAGUGUUGGUUACACUGUCGGCGCUAGUGCUGCUGCUACUGUCGCUGCUACUGCCGCUGCUACUCCCAGCGCCAUUGCAGUCCCCAGUGCUAAAUAUAGCACCAACACCGGUGUCAGCGCCACCAAAGAACAUUCCUCUCCAGCCAGCACUAUUGAUGAUGAUUCCUGCGGCUGUCAUUGUUUCUGA
Messenger RNA from Penicillium taxi, 1713 nucleotides. RefSeq names its product glycoside hydrolase family 71 protein. The record is from RefSeq and is a predicted model, not a curated record. Gene Ontology annotation, biological process: mating projection tip cell wall disassembly. Gene Ontology annotation, molecular function: glucan endo-1,3-alpha-glucosidase activity. The coding region runs from base 1 to 1713 and encodes 570 amino acids. NCBI's taxonomy places the organism in Eukaryota, Fungi, Ascomycota, Eurotiomycetes, Eurotiales, Aspergillaceae. The transcript is spliced from 4 exons.